Acanthosepion pharaonis is the source of this 1485-nucleotide messenger RNA. Lineage: Eukaryota; Metazoa; Mollusca; Cephalopoda; Sepiida; Sepiidae. The record is from the annotation of a GenBank genome assembly.
AUGUCUUCUUUGCGACUUGUAUUUUUUCCCGCCAAUUUAUCUCUUUCUUUCUUUUUUCCUUUCAUUAUCCUUAUCGUCUGCUUCGCUCUUUUGUUUUAUUGUCUGUUAACAAAAACCAGAACGUUCACAGCAACUGUAUUGGGACCAAAUGGACGAUUACCUGUCAAUGUCGAUUUAGAAGAGAACAAGACGAGUGUUAUAUUCACACCAGUGAAAGAGGGCGACCAUUACGUUCAUUUGUAUUGGUGUGACAUCUCACUGGACAUGUCUCCAUUAUUGGGUUACUGCCCUGGACCUAUGGGAGAAUUGGACAGCAGUAAAGUUGUGGUGACAGGUCGUGGUUCGGUUGAGGCCCGUGCUCUUGUACCGGCGGAAUUCAUCAUCGAUGGUCGAAAAGCUGGGAAAGUGGAGGUACCUACUUUUAUAUCUUUCCUGCACUCUGCUUUUUAUUUCUACUUCAUUUUCCUUCUCUAUUUUUUUUAUUCGGCACGUUUUACCCUGUCUUUUUUCUUCCUCUUCUCCUUAAUCAUCUCUCAAUAUUCUUUGUCUCUCUCUAGUCCCCACCCCCCAGAUUCUAUCUCUUCUUCCCCACAGCAUUAUUUACAUCUUCCGCUAAUCAAGCUCUCUCCCCGCCGCACUCAUUCUUUCCAUUACUCUUCCGUAAUUUCAUUUUUGUUUCUUUUCUUCUUUUUCUUAUUGUCUAUUCUUUCUUUCUUUCUUUCUUUCUUUCUUUCUUUCUUUGUCCAUCAUUUCCUUAAUUUCAUUUUUUGUUUUUUUUUCUUCUUUUUUUUCUUAUUGUCUAUUCUUUCUUUCUUUUUUCUUUCUUUCUUUCUUUCUUUCUUUCUUUCUUUCUUUGUCCAUCAUUUCCUUAAUUUCAUUUUUGUUUUUUCUUCUUCUUUUUCUUAUUGUCUAUUCUUUCUUUCUUUCUUUCUUUCUUUCUUUCUUUCUUUCUUUCUUUCUUUCUUUCUUUCUUUGUCCAUCAUUUCCUUAAUUUCAUUUUUGUUUUUUCUUCUUCUUUUUCUUAUUGUCUAUUCUUUCUUUCUUUUUCUUUCUUUCUUUCUAUUCCCUAAAUUCAUUUUUUUCAUUAUUCUCAAUGUCAUUUCUUUCUUUCUUUCUUUCUUUCUUUCAUUCUUUCUUUCUUUCUUCAUAAUUUUUUAUCUAAUUUUUUCCCACAUUAGUUUUACUUAUUUUAAUAUUUUCUUUCCAUCAGGCUCUCUUUUGUUCCUUAUUGAUUUUAUUUCUUUAUAUAAUUAUCUUUUUUCUCUUACAUCCUUUCUUUCUUUUUUCUUUCUUUCUUUUGGCGAUCAUUCUCCUUACCCUCUCCUUAUAACGCCAUCAUUUUUUUUCUUUACCUCAAUGCAAAAGUCUUUCAUUCUUUCUUUCUUUCUUUGCUUAAAAUCGUCAUAUUUGUUAGUGGCAAAUGCUGCACAAAAUACACAAUUCUAUCUAUCUAUCUAUCUAUCUAUCUAUCUAUCUAUCUUAUAG